AUGGUGAAAACAGUUCUAGUUCUUGGUGCCACUGGAACCCAGGGCGGAUCCAUCGCCAAUCUGUUGGUUCAGUAUCCAGAUCAGUACCUGGUUCGAGCCCUUACUCGAAAUCCUGAUUCGGUCAAGGCCAAAGUACUUGCUGCGAAAGGAGCUCAGCUAAUAAAGGCCGAUUUGACUGUUCCCUCAACCCUGCCAGAGGCAUUCAAGGGUGUCUGGGGUGUCUUUGCAGUCACUGACUUCUACGAUACGACUGUUCUUGAUGAUCCCAUGAGCGAGGAAAAGCAAGGCCAGCACAUCGUUCAAGCUUCAGUCGAAGCAGGAGUAGAAUGCUUCUUGUGGAGCACCUUGCCAAGCUCUCGAGAAAUCUCCGGUGGCAAGUUUGUCACUAGGCUAUAUGAAGGGAAACAAUCAGUUGAUGCCGUUAUUCGUGAAGCCGGUCUCAAGGGAGCUUUCAUUCGUACUGGAAACUUCUACGAGAACAUGAUUUCUCGUAAAUAUGCUUCAUAUGACAAAAACGCUGAUGUCAUUACCAUGACACGACCCAUUAUCGGCCCGGAUGCUGAACUAACUUCACUUUAUGUUGAGAAAGACCUUGCGGCUGUUGCCAAGGCGCUUUUCGACCAGUGGGAGGAUAAGAAGAGCAGUCUUGAUGGUAAAUACUUUCUGGCCAGCGGUGCCCGUGAGACGAUGGGGGAUAUCAAUGCUGUUCUAGAGAGAGUCUCCGGGAAAAAGGUAUUUUACAAGGUAAAACCGACGUGUGGAAUCCCAGAUCGCGACAUUAUGUUACAACUCUACAACAAUGUGGGAAUGUAUCCUGGGGUUGAUAUUCCGACUCCUGAGGUGGCAGAGCUGGGCGUGAAGCUACAUGGUGCUGAAGAUUUCAUACGGGAGAAAUUACUUCCGCAUCUUGGCCUCAAGGCACAAAACUAG
Molecule: messenger RNA, 930 nt
Organism: Fusarium venenatum
Lineage: Eukaryota; Fungi; Ascomycota; Sordariomycetes; Hypocreales; Nectriaceae
Source: RefSeq, a predicted model, not a curated record